AUGUCACGGGACCCGUACUCAAGCGGAAGUGGAGUAGUAGGGCCGGGUGGCGGUACUCGUUCGCCGCGAAGCGGUCGUCGCGUGGGCGAGCUGCCCACGGUCGACCGUAGCCCGUCGAGGAGCUAUGCCAGCGGUCGCGGCAGUCCAUUAGGUCGCAAGAGAGUAACCCGUAGCGGGAACAACUCGCCGGAGCACCUCGGAUACGGCAGCUACCAUCACCAUCAGCUGGGCAGUCCGUACUACUCCCGCGACGAGGACCUCGCCAGUCCCGUGAUGCUCGAGGAGAGGGGCAGGAGUAUGUCAACCGGGGGCGGUGGGGGCGGACAUCACAGAUCCAGAAGCGCCUCGAGACCCGCCAUGUCCAGCUCGGCGGGCAUGUCGGCGCGGUACACCAGCCUGGAUCGUGCAUCCGCGGGUAUCCUCGAUCACGAUCGCGAGUUCCUGCCCAUACGUGAUCCUCGUGAACGUAGCAGAGACCGUGGACUCUAUUUGGAAGAUGACCUGUACGGUUCGAGAUCGGCUAGGCAGAGCCCUAAUCCUCACAUGCUGCGCGACAGCGGCGGGUACAUCGGUGAACUCCAGCAUCAGAACAACGAUCUCCAACGAGAGCUCGGGAACCUCAAGAAGGAGCUCGAGCUGACGAACCAAAAGCUCGGCAGCUCGAUGCACAGCAUCAAGACCUUCUGGAGUCCCGAGCUCAAGAAGGAGAGAGCGCUGAGAAAGGAGGAGAGCACCAAGUACAGCCUGAUCAACGAACAGCUGAAGCUGCUCAACUCCGAGAAUCAGAAACAAAGCAUGAUGGUUCGCCAACUGGAAGAGGAGCUGAGAAUGCGGAUGCGCGGACCGAGCGUCGAGUUGCAGCAGCAAAUGGAGGUUUUGUACAACGAGAACGAGCAUCUGACGCGAGAGAUCGCCAUACUUCGCGAUACGAUCAAGGAGCUGGAAUUGAGAAUAGAGACGCAGAAGCAGACCCUGCAAGCACGAGAUGAAAGCAUCAAGAAGCUACUCGAGAUGCUCCAAAACAAGGGGAUGGACAGAGACCGUACGAAAAUCUGGACAUCGAGCAGACCUCCCAAGAGCUUCUCGUUGCUUUCUGCUGUUCCAGGAAAAGAGGAGGAAAGGAUCAUGUUCCAGCAGAUGCAGUCGAUGGCCCAGAAGCAGACACGUUCUUGCCCAUCACGACUUACCACUAUCAUGGCCAAUCGUCGUAAUCGAUGCACGAGCAGCGGGACGGUCCGAAAGUCGUCAAGUCGCGUCAAGGCGAGCCGAUCCCAGGCCCAAGGAAGGACUUUGCGACUGUUUGGCACCGACCUGAUGCGACAUGCGAUAAUACGACGUCGUUCUCCUCGCGAGCUCAAAGCCACGAACGAGAGCCUGAAGAGCCUGCAGACGCAGCUGGAGCUGUCGUAUGCCUCGACCGCGUCAUCCGGAGCGGCCGUUGCCGGCGGAAGUGCUGCUGUUCUCGGGCUAGGUAGCGUAUCAGGUGCAGGAGGUACUGUCCUUGGAGGUAGCGUGGCGGUUCCAGGUGGCGUGCCCGGUAGCACCACCCUGACGGCCAUCUUGGAGACAAAAGACGCGCGCAUACAAACCCUGGAGAAGGAGGUCUCGUUACUUGAGGCUGAGUUACAACGUAUUAAGGAAUGCGGUGGUAGAUUGAGGGAGCAGUUGUUGAAAGCAACCGCCAUACCUAGUGGAGGAGGAGGAGUAGGAACAGCAAUGGCUCAACAACAGCAACAACAACAGACGCUGCAACAACAACAACAACAACAACAAAAUAAGGUUGCCGUAGGAAGUAUCGAGUCGCAAACGCGACAACAACAGGGAUUGGUGACGGCCAUGGGUGGUUCGCAGCAGCCCGGCACGUUGGCUUUGGCCAGGGGACCGUCCGUGAUGACCUCGCUGGUACCGUAUGGCCACACGUCGUCCACGGCAUUAACCAGUUCAUUACUUGCCGGUUCGACAGGUGGGAUCACGAGCGGGGGCGCAGGCGGUGGGGGCGGUUCCUCGUGCCUGGCCGGCAUCUCGUCGGGCGCUACCACCGGCGUGGUCAAUCCCUAUACCGAUCGUUACACCGAUCAUCAUCUACAUCAUCAGCUACUACAUCAUCAUCAUCCUCCUCAUCAUCAUCCACCACCACCACUACCACAACAUCAUCUUCAUCAGCAUCAUCAGCAUCAGCUACAGUUGCAGCAUCAACAUCAAAUCCAGCAACACUUGAAACAAAUUGAGCCUGCGGCGCAGGGCGCACUGGCGCUGCACGCGCACACCUUCAACAAGCACGACAUGAACUUCAAACGGCAACUGGACGAGCUACGGACUGAGGUGCAACGCAGGGACCAGGAGCUGCUCGCGAUGUCCGCGAAGAUGAAGACACUCGAGGAGCAGCACCAGGAUUAUCAGCGGCACAUCACCGUGUUGAAGGAGUCGCUCUGCGCCAAGGAGGAACACUACAACAUGCUGCAGGCUGACGUGGAGGAAAUGCGGCAGAGGCUCGAGGAGAGGAACCGGAUGAUCGAGAAGAAGACGCAGGCGGCUAUGCAGGCGCAACAGGAGCGCAAUCGCAUGAACACUGAGCUUACCGAGCUAAAGGAUCACAUGGACAUCAAGGACAGAAAGAUCAACGUGCUUCAACGUAAGGUGAGUGUGAACGAUAACAGAUGGCAGAUCGAGAAUCUGGAGGACCUGCUGAAAGAGAAGGACAACCAGGUCGACAUGGCCAGGGCGCGUCUAACGGCAAUGCAGGCGCACAACAGCAGCAGUGAAGGCGCGCUUAGUAACCUCGAGGAGGCGAUAGGAGAUAAAGAGAAGCAAAUGGCACAAUUACGGGAACAGAGGGAUAGGGCAGAGCAAGAGAAACAGGAGGAAAGGGAAUUGCACGAGAGAGAGAUCGCAGAGUACAAAAUGAAGAUUCUCUCCCUCGAGUCUGAGGUGGAGAAAUUGGGCGCACGACUGGAGAGAGCACAGGCAGAAAAGGACAGGCUGGAGGCGAAGCUGGAGUGCUCUCAGUCAGAGCUGGGCAAGAGUAAGGCCGAGCUGGACAAAGCUGCGUCCGAGGUUGGUCGCAGCGGCGCCGACUGGGAGGCUGCUAGGCAGAAGUUGACGAAACUCGAGCUGGAGAACGAGAGGCUGAAGAACGAUCUGGACAGGUCGCAAUGUACGUACGGCAGGAGCACGUUGAACUCGUCCCAGGAGAUGGAGAGGGUUCAGGAGAGAGCUGAGAAGGCCGCCACAGAUCUCAGGAGGGCGCAGGCCGAAGUCAGGGUUACACAGGCCGACAACGAGAGGGCCAGGGCUGAGGCUGCUGCUCUUCAAGAAAAGGUGGAGAAAAGUCAGGGUGAGGUGUACAGACUGAAGGCUCGACUGGAGAACGCUCAGAGCGAACAGGAGAGCCUCCGUAACGAGUACGAUCGGGCACAGGCGUCUGUGACUCAUUUGCACUCGGAACGGGACAAGGCUAUCGCGGAAUUGAAGAAAACACAGGAAGAACUGGAACGUACUCAGGCAACUCUCGGCAAGGCACAACUUCAACAGGACAAACUGCAGAAUCUACUGGACCAGACUCAAAGGGAAGUGGACAUGCUACAGGAAAAAUUGGAACAGACGCAAACGGAAGUUCGAAGGAUGCAAAUAGAAAGGGAAAAACAGAAUUACGAUUUCGAGAACCUGCAGAGCCAAUUGGACAAAGCGCUUGGUCAAUCGACGAGAAUGCAGAAGGAACGGGAAACGAUCCAGUUGGAAGUGGUUCGGUUACAGGACAAAUACGAGACUGCUCAGCUCAUAAUACAGCGGCUGCAGAAGGAGAGAGAAGGUGUUCAGGAAGAAAUAGAGAAGCUUCACGAGAAGAUCGAGUUCCACCAAAAUCAAUUAACGAAGAUGCAACGAGAGAAGGAGAACGCGUUGUCGGAGCUUCAGCUGGUUAAGGACAGAUGGGAGAAGGUUCACAGCUCCCAUCAGAAGCUAACCCUUGAACGAGACGACGCGAUGACGGAGAUCCAAAUCCUGAAGGAGAAACUGGAGAAGUUUCAAUACACGAUGACCAAAGCUCAAGAGGAGCGGGAGAACGCGAAGAAGGAGUUCGAAAAAAUGUUGGAGAAGUAUGACAGAGCUCAGAGCGAAGUGUAUCGGCUGCAGAACCGCGUCGAGGUGAUGAUUGCCGACAAAGACCGGCUCGAACUCGAGGCGGAGAAGCAGCAAAUGUUAGCGUCAAAGAGCCGCGAAGAGGCUAGGAAGGCUCAGGAGGAGUUGGCUCACAUGCAAGAGCUGUACGAUCGUGCAGCCCUUCAGCUGAGCAGAACGAAGGAGCACGAGGAGAAAUCGAAGGAGGACUUAGAUAGGUUAACGGUGGACCUGCAAAUGGUUCGUGAACGUUACGAGAAAUCUCAGAUCGAUCUUCGUAGACUGCAGAACGAACGGGAGAAGCUUGUAGCGGACAACGAGCGUAUCAACUUCGAGCUGGAACGGGCUCAUUCGCAGCUGAACAAAGCGCAGGCUGCCACUGACAAGACGCAGGAGGAAUUGGCGCGUAUGCAGGUGGAGAUCGAGAAGAUGUACGAGAAACACGAUCGUCAACAGGCCGAAGUGAGGAAAGCCCAGGCGGAGACGGAGCGACUGCGCGUGGAGGCGGAGAGCGCGCGCGAGGAGUCCGAGAGGUACGCGGCAAGGUUCGGCAAAUACCAGGAGAGCCAAGAGCGGCAGAAGGAGGAGCACGAGCGGGCGAAGCUGGAGGUGGAGCGGCUCCGCGACCGUUUGGAGAAGGCGUUGACGGAACUGGAACGCGCGCGGAAGGCCGAGCAGGACGCCUCGAGGCUGCGCGCCGAUCUGGAACGUGCGGAGGGGGUGCGAGGUAAAUACGAGUACGAGCAAGAGAAGUGGCAGAGCGAGGGUAGUAGGCUACAGCAGGAGGUGGAGAAGCUCCGUGAACGUUUGGAGAUCCGCGAGACAGAGCUGCACGAGGCGCAGCUACAGUUGGAGAGGUCGCGUGACGAGACCAACAAGGCGGCUGCGGCGCAGGAAAAGAAUCGCGGUGAGAUCGAACGCGCUCGUAUAGAGACGGAGAAGAUACGCGACCGUCACGACAAGGUGAAGGUAAAAGCGGACGCCCUGGAGGCCGACAACGAGAAGCUACGGGUGGAGAUUAUCCGGUUGGAGAGGCUGAUGCAGACCGAGGGUAAGACCAGAUCGGAGAGCGCGAGCAUCGAGGUAGAGCGAUUGCGCGCUAGCCUCGACAAGGCAAUAGUCGCGCGCGAUCAGGUGGAGCUCGAGGCUGGCAGGCUGGCCAAGGAGCUCGAGGCAGCGCAUAUGCAGACGGCAAAGUAUCAGGAGGCCGCCGAAGCGAACAAGAAGGAGCUCGAACGUUUGGCCAAUGAGAUGCAGCUGAUCAGGGAUGAACGAGAGGGUAUGAGACAGGAGCUGAGACGAUUGGAACAGCAACAGCAGCAGCAGCAACAGCAGCAUCAGCAACAGCAGCAGCAACAGAUCGCUGGUAGCGAGGAGCUGGCGCAUCUGCGGCACGAGUUGCAGUUGGCACAACGCGAACGGGACAAGAUGGGCGCUAUUCUCGAGAACUGGGAGAAACACACGGAGAAGACUGAGAAGAUGAAGGAGAAGCUCGAGGCCGAGGCGAAGCAGCUACAAGUGGAGCGUGAUCAGCUGGUGAUACAGUUGGAGAAAUCGCAGGAGAUGUUGGUCAACUUCCAGCAGGAGUUGAACACGAACGAGGCUCAGAUGAGAGAGGUGCACCGUUUGACACAGCAGGUGCAAACUCUGACCGACGCGCAGACGAAGGAACGACAGAGGGCUGAGCUGGCCGAGAAACGCAUGCAAGAGAUGCAAAAGAUGAUGGCCUCGAGGGACGCGACGGGGGCUGCAGCCAGCGAGCAACAGAUGGAGAAUUGGAAGAAGGAGCUCGAUCGCACGCGAGAGGACCUUGAUCUGGCGUCGGUCGAGCGCGAGCGUCUCCAGAACCAACUCGAAAUGCUGUUGCAGGAACUGAAUAACAGUCAGAUGAAAUUGCACGAGGCUCAAAUGAAACUCAAGGCUGGCGCUACGAAGGCUGGCACCGAUUCUACUCAAGAGAGAAGACAAUUGGAGGAACAGAGACGACAACUGGAGGAACAGAGGCGACAUACGGAAGAACGAGCGAAGGCCGUAGAUCAGAAAGCUAGAACGAUGGAGGAGAAGGAGAGGACGCUCCAAAGUCUCGACCAGGACCUCAAGAAACGGAAAGCGAAGAUGGACCAGCUGGAGCAGCAGUUAGAUAGGAGCGGUGGGUCGCCAGACAAAAGGUUGGCGGAAAUACAGAAGACUCUCGAGAACACGGAAAAGGAGCUGGAAAAAGCGAAAGAGGAGUCGACCAGAAACGCAGCCGAGACAGAGAGGCUACUGCAGGUAAUGCAGAUGACUCAGGAAGAGCAGAACGCCAAGGAGAGACAAAUCAGAGAACUUCAAGAUGCACUCAAAGCCGCACAAGCCAAGUUGAAACAAGCCGCAACUGCACAGCAACAAGAGAACGCGAGAGAGCACGAGGAGACCAGGAAGAUCGAGCUGGAGACGAAAGACAGAAGGAUCACCGAGCUGGAAUUAAAGGCGUCCUCCUUGGAAAGACUACUGAAGGAGUCUGUCUGUUCUAAAAAGAUGAAGGACGCGAAGAACGUCAGUUUGGAGGAGGAAGAUUUGAAGAAGGAGCUAGAAUCGAAGAAUCGAAGAAUCGCGGAACUGGAGGACCAACUGGUAGCCUGUAAGAGUGUGAAGAAUACCAACAACGAAUGUACCCAAAGUUUGAAACUAACGGAUGAACUGAAAGGGGAGAAAGAGACAUGGAGGAACGAGAUGGAGGUGAAGAAUAAACGUAUAGAACAACUGGAGGACGAGAUAGAGACCCUGAAGGGUUUGAUGACGGAGUCCAAAAAGUGUAAAGACAACGAAACUAGAGUACAAGAUAAUAACGAGACCUGGAAAGUAGAGCUUGAAGGGAAGAAUAGGAGAAUCGUCGAGUUGGAGCAGGAAAUGGAGUCCCUGGAGAAUUUUCUUCGAGAACACACGGAUACUGUAAGCGUAAGAGAGUUAGAAAUGGUGAUCGAAAGAAAGACUAGGAGGAUAGAGGAACUGGAAGAUACUGUGGCUGAGUUUGAGGAUUUUCUGAAGCAGAAUCCUGACGUGAAAGAGCUGCACGAUCUUCGUUGCCAGGUGACAGCUGGAAAUAGACGGAUUCAAGAGUUAGAGAGGUGGAUCCAGAAGAAUGGUGAAAAUCGAGAGUCUAGAAUCGAUCAGGAGAGAAUCAUAGAGCUUGAAGAAAUGGUUACGCAAUUGGAACAGUAUGUGAGAGAACAUAACGUGGAUAUUUUAAAGAGGAAGCUGCAGGAUCGUGAGUGCAGGAUCGAUCAGCUGCAGAAUCGAGUAGGGUACUUAGAAAAGGAGCUACUGAAGAUUGAAGAAACCCAUCGAGCAAAAGAACAGCACAAAGAUUGUCGGGAGAAAGGUACAAUAACAAAAAUGGAGGAUUUCUCGUGCAACCAUGUGACAGAGGGAAAUUCAGAAUUGCGUGAAAGGGAGCAGAGGAUGAAGAAAAUGGAGCACGCGAUAUCUGAGAAGGACAAUAAGAUCCAAGAGUAUGAACAAGAGAUAAUGGGAAGUAAGGAUGAAAUAACGAAGCUGAGGAAAGAGAUAGUUGCCUUGAAGAAGGAACUCAGCGAAUACGACGACAUUGGAGUGCUGAAAGAGGAAAUACGAGUAAGGGACGAGAGGAUCCAGCAAUUAGAGGAUGAAGUGGACUCUCUCGAGAGGGCUUUCAGUGAGAGAAUCGAUCUGGAACAGAUCGAGGAAUUGGUGAAUGUAAUUAAAGAGAAGGAAGACAAGGAGAUACAGUUUUCAAAGGAUCUGAUGGAGAAGAGGAACAAAAUUGAGGAGCUCAGUGAAGCUCUUCGAGAGAGUGUUGUUAUUACCAGUAACUGUGAAAGGAAAAUGAUAAGUGAGGAGAGGAUGAAGAAGGAGGCUCUUCAAAGGAUAGCUAAGUUGGAACAGAGGAUUGCAUCAAUACAAACAGCUUCUGCCUUGAAAUGUAUCACCUGUCAACCUCUUCUUUCUAAGCUGCAGAAAUACGAGAUGAAACUCGAACGUCUCGCUGAAGAGAGAACCAUGCAACUGGAAGAUCUCCGUCAAAUGAAACGAGAAGCUCUGAAAGCUGCAGUGUCCGAGAAAGACGCACACCUGGCUCUGCUGGAGCUUUCUGGGAUAAAAACUGUCGCACAGUCCGAGCAAGCAGAUCAGCUGAAAGCAGACAGGAAGAGGCUACUGGACAUGCUAAAGAAAGAGGAUGAGAAAAGCAUCGAAUUAUCAGUGGAAUCCAGUCCAUCUAGUUCAGAAGGAACACCACAUCUACUCACGAAGCUUUUGGAAACGUCCGACGACGACGACAACGACGAAGAUACUCUAAACGAUCGUCGCAGCGAAUCUAGUUCACCGCGACCGGCUACGACGAAUGGCGACAGCUGUGCUCACGUAAAGAAGACGUCGAAGGGACCGGAAGCGAGAAGCAAUCGAGAGCAACCGUGCAAGAGUCAUCAUCAGCAGGAUAGCAGAUAAGUAAACCAGGCCACGUAACGAUGUAGAAAACGAACAAAAACAAAAAAAAAACAAAUCGGUCUCUUCGUUUCUUCGAUGUUGUCACGUGCACACACACGCAACCGUAGAAGCAAUCUAGAGCAUUUCUAGAGCCUUAGAGAGAGAAAAAGCAAAACAAAAAAAUACCGUCGACACACAGGCAACCGAGAUACCUCAUCGACUUCGACUGCCACAAUACGGCUACAUUCUAUCAUCCUUCGCCAUUUCAUCAUCAUCACAAUCAUCAUCAU
This is a messenger RNA of Habropoda laboriosa, 8849 nucleotides long. It is a transcript of the gene brp, whose product is annotated as golgin subfamily B member 1. The transcript has 27 exons. Lineage: Eukaryota; Metazoa; Arthropoda; Insecta; Hymenoptera; Apidae. Gene Ontology annotation, biological process: regulation of synaptic plasticity; neuromuscular synaptic transmission; maintenance of presynaptic active zone structure. Gene Ontology annotation, molecular function: structural constituent of presynaptic active zone. Bases 1 to 8580 code for a protein of 2859 amino acids. Gene Ontology annotation, cellular component: cytoskeleton of presynaptic active zone. The record is from RefSeq and is a predicted model, not a curated record.